GUGGGAACUGUGUUUUGCUUUCGACGCCUUGGAAUUCAAUUGUUUAGAAAAAAAAGGAGGAGAAAUUUGUGGUGAAGUAGGAAGGAAGAAGGGUCUUGGAUUCUUCGUUGGUCCGUGGGCGGCCCCAACUGUAACCUUCAACUUUGCUUGAAUUUACGGUGUCUGCCAAUUUCACCCAAAAGAGGAAAUUAAAUAAAUAUUAAGCAAAGGUGAAAAAACAAAGCUUGUGCAGAGACGUCUUCUUUCCCCUUCCCUUUCCUUCCCUUUUAUUUCGUGUUUCCUAGCUCCGCGUAUUCGACAAUCAGUCAGUUACCGGAUAUCAGGAGUAGUUAGUUUUUGCCAUCUGAUUCAUCGUCGAGGCCUUCUUUCUCGAUUUCCGGCGACUAGUUUUUCUCGGCUUCUUCUGUAGAUCUGAGGCGUUAUUUGAUUGAUUUUCUCAGUUGUGGUCUAUUUUGCGGUUUGUGAGAUGAAAAUUCUGUGAAGGUAUUUUGGGUUUUGGGGCUAAGGCUUUUUCGGAGAUAUGGAGGAGUUAGGUGCGCAAGUUGCUCCUCCAAUAUUCAUCCAUCAAGCGCUUUCUAGCCGAUUUUGUGACGCGACUUCCAUGGCCAAAAAGCGUGAUCUUUCUUAUCAAACACCCAAUUUUCAGCUCCAGCAGCAGCAUCGUUUUGUUCCAAACCCUAGAGACAACUGGAAUCCCAAGGCAUGGAACUGGGAUAGCAUCAGGUUUGUCGCUAAACCCUCAGAUGCUGACACCAACGCUUUGCAAUUGGGCUCUGCAACCUUGGAGCCGAAGAAGAAGACUGAAGCUUCUGGAAAUCAUUUGCCUUUGAAAAAGGCCGCUGUGGAUGAAGACGAUGGACUUCGCUUGAAUCUUGCUGGAGGCUUGAAUUCUGUUGAGGAGCCUGUCUCCAGGCCCAAUAAAAGAGUCCGCUCUGGAUCUCCUGGCACAGCUACCUAUCCAAUGUGCCAGGUCGAUAACUGUAAGGAAGAUCUAACUAGUGCAAAGGACUAUCACCGCCGUCAUAAAGUUUGUGAGGUUCAUAGCAAAUCCACUAAAGCUCUUGUCGGGAAGCAGAUGCAAAGGUUUUGUCAGCAGUGUAGCAGGUUUCAUCCACUUUCUGAGUUUGAUGAGGGGAAGAGAAGUUGUAGGCGUAGGCUUGCUGGGCACAACCGACGGAGGAGGAAAACCCAACCUGAGGAUGUUACCUCAAGGCUGCUACUCCCUGGAAACCGGGAUUCCACAGGAAAUGCAAAUUUAGAUAUAGUUAACUUGUUAACUGCUUUGGCACGCACUCAAGGGGAGAAUGAGGGAAAAAUUAUCAAUAACGCACCAGUGCCAGAUAGGGACCAACUCAUUCAAAUUCUGAGUAAAAUAAAUUCAUUACCUUUGCCAAUGGAUCUAGCUGCUAAGCUUUCAAAUAUCAAAAGUCUAAAUAGGAAAAAUCCUGAACAACCAUUAUCCGAUCUCCAAAAUGGGUUGCUUGGAACUACAUCUUCACCAUCAACUAUGGACUUACUUGCUGUUCUUUCAGCAACUUUGACAGCAUCUGCACCAGAUGCUCUUGCAAUUCUAUCUCAAAGAAGCAGCCAGAGCAGUGACAGUGAGAAAUCUAAGUCGACUUGCCCUGAUCAAGGAACAGGUCACAAUCUGCAGAAGAGACCUAUUGUAGAAUUCCCAUCUGUGGGUGGUGAGAGAAAUAGUAGCUGUUACCAAUCUCCUGUUAAAGAUUCAGACCACCGGCUUCAAGAAAGUUGUCCUAAUUUACCUUUACAGCUGUUUAGCUCAUCACCUGAGGAUAAUAGUCCACCAAAACUGGCAUCUUCUAGGAAGUAUUUCUCUUCUGGCAGUAGUAAUCCAAGUGAAGGUAGAUCUCCAUCAUCAUCUCCUCCACUUAUGCAGAGGUUGUUUCCAUUGCAAAGCACAGCAGAGACUGUGAAAUCUGAGAAGAUGUCAAUCAGUAGAGAGGUCAAUGCCAACGCUGAAGGUAGCAGAACUCAUGGAUGUGUUGUGCCUCUUGAGCUCUUUAGAGAUUCAAAUGGAGGAGCUGACCAAAGUUCAUUUCAAACUUUUCCAUAUCAAGCUGGAUAUACAUCUUCCUCUGGGUCAGAUCAUUCACCUUCUAGUCAGAACUCUGAUGCUCAGGAUCGCAGUGGGCGAAUAAUUUUUAAACUCUUUGACAAAGAUCCGAGCCAUUUUCCAGGGAAACUUCGAGCACAGAUCUAUAAUUGGCUUUCUAACAGUCCAUCUGAAAUGGAGAGCUACAUAAGGCCUGGUUGUGUGGUUCUCUCAGUUUAUUUGUCUAUGUCAUCUGCAACUUGGGAUCAACUUGAAAGAAACCUGCUUCAGCAAGUCUAUUCUUUGGUUCAAGAUUCAGAAUCUGAUUUUUGGAGGAGUGGGAGAUUUUUAUUACAUACGAGCAGGCAACUAGCAUCGCAUAAAGAUGGAAAUAUUCGUUUAUGCAAAUCCUGGAGAACAUGGAGUUCCCCAGAGUUAAUCUCAGUGUCCCCAUUGGCAGUUGUUGGUGGGCAAGAGACCUCCCUUCUGUUAAGGGGAAGAAAUCUGACUAAUCCUGGCACCAAGAUCCAUUGCACUUAUAUGGGAGGAUACACAUCAAUGGAUGUCAUUGGGUCAACUUCUCCAGGAGCCAUGUAUGAUGAGAUAAAUGUGAACGGUUUUAAAAUUCAUGGGGCUUCUUCUAGUGUUUUGGGUCGCUUUUUCAUUGAAGUGGAAAAUGGUUUCAAGGGCAACAGUUUUCCAGUAAUAAUAGCCAAUGCUACAAUCUGUAAAGAGCUGAGACUUCUUGAAUCUGAGUUUGAUGAAGGGGCUAAAGACAGUGAUAUCAUUUCAGAAGAACAAGCUCAAUGCUUGGAUCGGCCUAGGUCAAGGGAGGAAGUUCUGCACUUUUUGAAUGAACUUGGAUGGCUAUUCCAACGGAGAAAAGUGUCUUCUAUGUUUAAGCUUCCAGAUUAUUCACUUAGACGGUUCAAGUUUUUACUCAUUUUCUCAGUUGAAAGAGACUAUUGCGUGUUGGUCAAAACAAUUUUGGACAUGCUGGUAGAAAGAAAUUUGGACAUGAGUGGGCUAUCCAAGGAGUCAUUGGAAAUGCUUUCUGAGAUCCAGCUUGUGAACCGAGCUGUCAAAAGGAAGUGCAGGAAAAUGGUGGACUUGCUCAUCCAUUAUUCCAUUAAUGGCAGUGAUGUUUCCUCUAAAAAAUAUAUUUUCCCACCAAAUCUUGCUGGACCUGGUGGUAUCACAUCUCUACAUUUGGCUGCUUGCACUUCAGGUUCUGAGGAGUUAGUUGAUGCUUUGACAAAUGACCCACAGGAGAUUGGGUUGUCCUGUUGGAGUUCUCUUCUGGAUGCAAAUAGUCAGUCUCCAUACGCUUAUGCUGUUAUGACGAAUAACCACUCGUAUAACACGAUGGUGGCUCGUAAACUUGCUGACAAAAGAAAUGGUCAAGUUUCUGUAAUAGUUGGAAAUGAGAUGGGGCAACCAUCGUCUUCAGGGAUGACAUCAAAUUUUCAGCAAGGGCGCGGAUCUUGUGCAAAGUGUGCGGCUGUGGCAGCAAAAUACAACAGAAGGGUUAUGGGUUCUCAGGGCUUGCUUCAGCGUCCCUAUGUUCAUUCAAUGCUCGCCAUUGCAGCUGUAUGUGUUUGUGUGUGUCUGUUCUUGCGAGGUGCCCCAGAUAUUGGCUUAGUUGCUCCCUUCAAAUGGGAAAAUUUGGAUUAUGGCACCAUAUAGUGAUAACAUGAAACUUUUUUGGUGAGAAACAGAAAGGAGUCAAAGAAAUAACCUACUUGGAGCAGACAAAAAGCUUGCAAUCAAAGAUAUUUGUCCAUAUGAUGCAGUUAUUUCUGGAAAGGAAAAUGAGUUAUGCCGUUAGGGCAGGGGGUUCCCUGCCUAUUAGAGAGGAGGAAAUAGGUGCAGCUGCUGGCAUCAAAUGUUGCCUGCAAAUGUUAACAAACCUGAGUAGGCUAUGCCCUUUUAUUGCCGUUUACUGUUUGGGAUCACAAAAUGUCUCUGGAGUCUUGAAGAGAACAGCUGUUGGAUGCAGUAUGAGCUGGGAGAGAGCAGAAAUCUGAAGGACCAUUUUCAUUGAAGUGUAAACCCAGGCAAAGGGAAAUAUUCUAAUUUAUAUAAGCCGUUUCUUCCUUAUUGAUUUCUUCACCACCCCCCACCCACCCCCCGAGAGCUACUAAGUUUGGCGUAUUACUGACAAUGUAUUUGAUUUCUUUACUGUAAAGUUGAUCAUUAGGAUCAGUCACAGAGCUGAAAUAUUUUAUGAGCCAAUAGUGAAAUAUUUGUUAAAUUAUAUUUGAAAUAACAGGCAUGUUCCAUCUA
Molecule: messenger RNA, 4342 nt
Organism: Hevea brasiliensis (rubber tree)
Lineage: Eukaryota; Viridiplantae; Streptophyta; Magnoliopsida; Malpighiales; Euphorbiaceae
Product: squamosa promoter-binding-like protein 14
Exons: 11
Coding region: 521-3742 (1073 amino acids)
Cellular component (GO): nucleus
Molecular function (GO): DNA binding
Source: RefSeq, a predicted model, not a curated record